AUGAAGGCUUCCGUCGCUACUUCUAUCUUGGUGUUUGCCGCCGCCGCCACUGCUGGCCCCGCCGAAUCCUCCCCUCUGAACUUCUUCAGUCUUUCCAAGCGUGCUACGCUUCCUAUUCCUGCCUCUAAGGGUACCGAGACUUUCACUGCACCUAAGGAGAUCACUGGAGUAUUUGACGGUGGUCUCAAGACCUAUGGCCGCGGUGUUAGCUGUACCGGCCAGUCUGAGGGUGGCGACAAGGACGCCGUCUUUAUCCUUAAGAACGGCGCCACACUCAAGAAUGCUAUCAUCGGCAAGGAUCAGAUUGAAGGUGUUCAUUGCGAGGGCGCUUGCACCAUCGAGAACGUUUGGUGGGCUAAAGUCUGCGAGGAUGCUCUUACCAUCAAGGGCGAUGGUGCCGCCACCGUAACUGGAGGUGGCGCAACCGGAGCUGACGACAAAGUCGUCCAACACAAUGGCGCCGGAACCGUCACCAUCGAUGGCUUCACAGUCGACACCUUUGGCAAGCUGUACCGCGCCUGUGGUAACUGCAAGAAGAGUGCUGAGCGUCACGUCAUCAUCAAGAACGUCAAAGCGAGCAACGGCAAGCUUCUCGCAGGAAUCAACACAAACUUUGGUGACUCGGCCAAAAUCGACUCCACUACCUGCGCCACCAGCGUCAAGCAGAUCUGCGAGGAGUUUGAGGGUACCACUCCUGGUAAAGAGCCCAAGUCUACCCACACUGGUCCUUCCACCGCUUGCGCCUUCACCGCCCCUCUCCGUGCUUGCUAA
This is a messenger RNA of Cucurbitaria berberidis CBS 394.84, 771 nucleotides long. Its product is annotated as polysaccharide lyase family 3 protein. Gene Ontology annotation, molecular function: pectate lyase activity. Gene Ontology annotation, cellular component: extracellular region. The coding region runs from base 1 to 771 and encodes 256 amino acids. NCBI's taxonomy places the organism in Eukaryota, Fungi, Ascomycota, Dothideomycetes, Pleosporales, Cucurbitariaceae. The record is from RefSeq and is a predicted model, not a curated record. Gene Ontology annotation, biological process: pectin catabolic process. The transcript has 3 exons.